Phacochoerus africanus (Common warthog) is the source of this 1280-nucleotide messenger RNA. RefSeq names its product centrosomal AT-AC splicing factor (gene CENATAC). NCBI's taxonomy places the organism in Eukaryota, Metazoa, Chordata, Mammalia, Artiodactyla, Suidae. The transcript has 10 exons. The coding region runs from base 62 to 1060 and encodes 332 amino acids. The record is from RefSeq and is a predicted model, not a curated record.
GUCAGAGGUCACCGGACGGCAAAGGAGCAGCUCCGCAUCGCGGAUCCCGAGUCCCGCGCCGAUGGCGCCGGCGCAGCGCUGCCCUCUUUGCCGCCAGACUUUCUUCUGCGGUCGCGGGCACGUCUACAGCCGCAAGCACCAGCGGCAGCUGAAGGUGGCUUUGGAGCGGCUCUUGCCGCAGGUAGAGGCUGCCCGCAAGGCGAUCCGCGCCGCUCAGGUGGAGCGUUACGUGCCCGAGCACGAGCGCAGCUGCUGGUGCCUGUGCUGCGGUUGUGAGGUGCGGAAACACCUGAGCCACGGAAACCUGACCGUGCUGCACGGGGGGCUCCUGGAGCAUCUGGCCAGCCCAGAGCACAAGAAAGCAACCAACAAAUUCUGGUGGGAGAACAAGGCUGAGUUCCAGAUGAAAGAGAAGUUUCUGAUCUCCCCCCAGGAUUAUGCACGAUUCAAGAAAUCCAUGGUAAAAGGUUUGGAUUCCUAUGAGGAAAAAGAGGAUGAGGUGAUCAAAGAGAUGGCAGCUCAGAUCCGUGAGGCAGAGCACAGCCGGCAGGAGGUGGUUCGUUCUGUCUUAGAGCCUCAGGCAGUGCCAGACCCAGAAGAGGGCUCUUCAGCACCUGGAAGGUGGAAAGGAACAAACAGCCAAGUAGCCUCGGCCUCACAGCAGCCCUCAUACUUGAAUCUGCCACCAGCCCCUGAGCUUGACUGGAUGGAGACAGGACAACCUCUGACAUUCAUUGGCCACCAGGAUACACCAGGAGUUGGUAACAUCCACUCAGGUGCCACACCUCCCUGGAUGGUCCAAGAUGAGGAAUAUAGCUCUGGAAGCCAACAAAUAGGACCCUCCUAUGAAGAGUUUCUUAAAGAAAAGGAAAAACAGAAGUUGAAGAAACUCCCACCAGACAGAGUUGGGGCUAACUUUGAUCACAGUUCCAGUACCGGUGCUGGCUGGCUGCCCUCUUUCGGCCGGGUCUGGAAUAAUGGACGCCGCUGGCAAUCCAGGUAUGGUCCCAAGUGUCAGGACCCCAACCUCUGCACCCCUUUGGAGGUCUCACUUUGCUAACCUUUCAUUUCCUUUCAGGCAUCAAUUCAAAACAGAAGCCGCAGCAAGAAACAAACAGCAAUGACAUAAAGAAAACAAGCGGAUGAUUUUCUGAUACAUUUGAGCCACAAUAAGGCUCAAAGCCAAGUCAACAAUCUCAUACCUACUACUGUCCUUUGUAAUUGCCCUUAGGAAACAGACACACCCAUUUUUUAAUUAAAGUUUUAUUUUUCAAAAUGUA